AUGUGGGCCUGUUGCCUUGAUUUUCCAUCUCAGGAGCCAGACCACAUGGUCUGCCUUGUGGGGGGCGGGGGGGGUGCGGUUCACAGAACUGCCAAGGCCCCGUGUGAGUCCCCACGCCCUUCCCAGCUGCCACCUGGCGGAGCGAGGAGCAUCUACACACAGGGUCAACCAUUAGUUGUUUUGGGGCCAAAGCAGAUAUCCUCCGUGGCCCAAGGGACGUUUCUCAGGCUGAGACAUGCCAAGUUACAGCUGAAGGUCAAGAUUGAAAGCGGUCUUGUGUUCUACGGGCCGGUGUUCUGCUGCUUCUGCCCCUGGUGCUGCCGUGAUCUGUGCUGGAGACAAGAGCCACUGUUACUGGCCGCUACCACCAGCCCCGGAGCUCGGCCUCCAGCUGCACCUGGGGAGCAGGCCGGGCCAAGCCACGCUGUCCUUGGAGCUGAUGGGCUGACAGGCGGGGCUCCAGGGAUGAGGACGCGUCAACCUCUGGACCCUCAGCCUUUUGCUUUACAGAAAGGCAUCAGGGGACGGAUGUUGCCAAAACCUGCACUGUUUCUGUCUGGCUUGAUUGUGUUCUGGCUUGAUUUGAAUGGGUUUCCCAGAUGGCUCCGCGUGUAA
Rangifer tarandus platyrhynchus (Svalbard reindeer) is the source of this 615-nucleotide messenger RNA. The record is from the annotation of a GenBank genome assembly. NCBI's taxonomy places the organism in Eukaryota, Metazoa, Chordata, Mammalia, Artiodactyla, Cervidae.